Messenger RNA from Mugil cephalus (flathead mullet), 2762 nucleotides. RefSeq names its product mucin-13-like. Gene Ontology annotation, molecular function: calcium ion binding. NCBI's taxonomy places the organism in Eukaryota, Metazoa, Chordata, Actinopteri, Mugiliformes, Mugilidae. Bases 1 to 2097 code for a protein of 698 amino acids. The transcript has 14 exons. The record is from RefSeq and is a predicted model, not a curated record. Gene Ontology annotation, biological process: cell-cell junction assembly.
AUGGCCAAUCAGUCUUCAUCAGGUGACGUCACACUCGCAAAGUCGCACAACAGCGACAACUCCAACAUCAACAGUGACCACUGCAACAGCAACAGUGACGACUCCAACAGCAACAGUGACAACUCCAACAGCAAGUGUGACGACUCCAACAGCAACAGUGACCACUCCAACGGCAACUGUGACCACUUCAACAACAACGGUGACCACUGCAACAGCCACAGUAGCGACUGCAACAGCAACAUUGACCACUCCAACACCAACAGUGACCAUUCCAACAGCAACAGUGACCACUCCAACAGCAACAGUGACAACAUCGACCCCUCCAACAGCAACAGUGACCACUCCAACAGCAACAUCGACCCCUCCAACAGCAACAGUGACCACUGCAACACCAACUGUGACAACUCCAACAGUAACAGUGACUACUCUGACAGCAACAGUGACGACUCCAACAGCAACAGUGAGCACUGCAACAGUGACGACUGCAACACCAACUGUGACGACUCCAACAGCAACAGUGACCACUCCAACAGCAACAUCGACCCCUCCAACAGCAACAGUGACGACUCCAACAGCAACAUCGACCCCUCCAACAGCAACAUUUACCACUCCAACAGCAACGGUGACCACUGCAACAGCAAUAUUGACCACUGCAACAGCAACAUUGACCACUCCAACAGCCACAGUGACGAGUCCAACACCCACAGUGACGACUGCAACAGCAACAGUGAGCACUGCAACAGUGACGACUCCAACAGCAACACAACAGUGACCACUGCAACAGCAACAGCGACUACUCCAACAGCAACAGUGACCACUCCAACAGCAACAGUGACUACUCCAACAGCAACAGUCACCACUGCAACAGCAACUGUGACCACUGCAACAGCAACAGUGACCACUGCAACUGCAUCAGUGACUACUGUACCGGCAACAUUGAUUCCAACCACAACACUGACACCAACAACAACAUUGACUCCAACGGCAACAGUGACUACACCAGUACCUUUUACUACAGCAGCUCCAGAUCCUUGUGCUACAAACACUUGUGGCGAAGGAAGCACGUGUGAGGCUCGAGCCAAUCAAGAUUUUGUAUGCUUGUGUUUGGCUGGUGAUAUAUACAACUACAAAUCCCGCCGCUGUCAGAGGGCCAAGGUUUUCCCUGAACACAUACACCUGCCUCACGUACCAUAUAAUAACAAUAUGUUAGACAAGGCAUCACCAGUGUUCAAACAGACUGUGGACCGUAUUACCGAAGAGCUGGAUGAGAGUUUGGGAUCGAAUGAUCCUACUUACAUUCGAUCUACAGUGCUGGAACUGUGGUCAGCUGACAACAGUCUGUUAAGAGUGGUGAUUGCCACCAAUGCGUCUAUAGAGAUCAUCUACUCAGCAAUCUCCAACAUCACAACAUCACAAGUUGAAGAACAGAUCGAAAAGGCCGCCAAUUGCACCAACUGUUCACUGGCAGGUGCAACUUUUGCUGAUGAAGACCUGUGUGAGAGGAACCCAUGUGAUGCAUUCACCACAAGAUGCUCUUCAGGAGAUGGAAAUUUCAAGUGUGCCUGUCUGGAUGGCUACAUUCCGACUCACAGUACCAGAAUCUGUCGUGUUUGUCCCACUGGACAAAAAGCAGUGGAUUCUGUGUGCAUCAAUUGUCCAUUUGGUUAUUCUGGUUUUAACUGCAGUGAAUCAUGGCAGCUCAUCCUGGUGAUCAUCUGCUCCGUGUUCGGUGCGCUGCUGCUCAUAGCCGUCAUUCUUCAACCCUUAGUCACUUGCAAGCUGUCAAAGAAAAAGUUGAAGACAAACGCUACCAAAUUUGUCAGAAUGCCCUACGCCAACCUGUCUGCUCCCAAAGCACCAUUGAUCAAUGUCCACUCAGUCAACAGCCAGGGAUCAGUCUUUGAUAAGGGGUCAAUCACUGGCUUGGGAGCUUACACCCAGGAUGGAGUUCUCAGACUUCCACGGGCAACGAUCAACAACAGCAGCACCAACCUGGAGAUGACUGCCAGCAACAGUCGGCAAAACCUGUUUCCUGCCUGCAGGAACUCGUGGCUGAACAACAACCACGGUGCCAGUAACACAUCCACUUGGGCUUGAUCCCAGAACAUCAGAGUGGGGUGAUCAGAGCGGGGGCUACAACAACCCUUACUACACGCGAGACAAUGAAAAUUAACUUCUCAAAGACUGAAAGUGAUGUAAUGUUUUUCCCACCAUGAAGUUUGGGAUAUGAUAUCUCUUAACAAAUUUAUCUUAUUCAUUUCUGUUGCUGUUAAUGAAUACUUCUGUGUUAACAUGUGCAAUCACUGGACAUUUAGUCACCAUGGCUGGUGAGUUAUAAAGAGAUCAGUGCGGUCAUUUAACAAGAGUGUAAUUCUGUAUUUAUUUCUGUUUAUUAAGUCUAUCAUAUUUUGUGAGUUAUUGUUUUCUCCUUUUAUGCAAAUAUAUAUUCUAUAUGUUUCGUUCUCUCAGUUUUGUUUUGUCAGCAUGUUUUCUCAUCUAAGAUUUGUUAUGUAACAUUCUACUUAUUUUUCUCUUGGUUAAUCUGGUAAAUGUGUCUUUAAGACAAGUGCAUUGAUUUUGAGUUUGAUGACAAUCACCGCCAUCUAGUGGCGUAGAGCAGAAGCAGCAAGUGAGGUUAUAUCGGCAGCAAGAGGGCAGCCAAGGAGUUCUCAAAACAUGUCUGUCCUGUGUGUUGUGUCUGCUGAUUUCCUCAUCUGUUGCACUCAAGAAUGGCAUAAUCAGUAAAUUCAAUGCAAAGAUGA